CUUUCACUUCCCCUUCACCCUCCCACUUCCAAAUCCCGGAGCUGCCUUCGCCUUGUCACGUCCCGCCAUAGGGACCCGUCCUGGAACCUGACAUAAAGACUUGGCCCCUACCUGGCCCUCGAUCAUCGCAUCAACCCCUUUGGUCUAUAUUAUCUAUCUCCCAUUCCCGUCUCUCGUUGCGUUUUGGUCCUCAUACGUCCUGGCGAUUGAUAUCCCGCUCUGCUAUCUUUCACAUCCUCACCUCAUUAAGAACCAUCUAUCCCCCCAGUUGACCCUCUAACGGUACCUGUGUCUAGACCACUGGCCACCAGCUGUGAACAGACCACCUCCUGAUCCCUUCUUUCAUCGCAUCGCGCCUGUGAAGGACUACAUCUCAUCAGCUAUCGUGUGUUGAUAUAGUGUAAAUUGAAUUUGAAAACUCGCAAGAGUCUUCUGUUCUGUUGACUUUUCAUCUCCGACCGCCCGAUCGACAGUGCAUCACUUUGUGGAGGGUACAGAAAAAAAUUUAACCAUUUUUGCCUAACCCCUGCGGUCCUCGGUUCUUCCACCUUACACAUACACCACGCGCGUUCCUCCUACGCUCCAACUACAAAGAACUUCGUCGCCGCCCAAGACCGAAAAUCCGACAACGAAAUCCUGUCGCCGGUCGACCUCUCUCCUCCCGCUUCGACCGAACCCGCACCGAAAAGCGGUCUGCAAGAUUUCACGUCCACCUUGUCAGUGCGACCAUACACGUCACUUGCUUGCAUACAAACGCGGAAAGCCAACGUCAGCUUGACCGCCUUCCUGCCGUGAUCCGUCACUUGUGAGCGCCCUCGCACAUCCUUCCCCAAACGCGCCACGUCUUCAGCUGGCAAUUCCCACCAUAUUGAAGAUGAGCGGCAUGCGAUCACCAGCUCCUACGGAGGUUAUGGACAUCACCAACAUGCUCAAUAAGAAAGGUCAAAUGCAACAACUUACUUCCGGUCUCCUCGAUCACCAACAAUACCAACACGCCUUCGUUAAGCACGAACCCGGUAUGGAGCGAUCAGCAUCUCCUCACGGCUCUGAGCACUCGCAAUACUCCAACCCUCACAGUAUCGCUCGAGCCUACCCAUCGCCAUCCACGAUGCAAGCGCCGAUGCAUAUGCCGAAUCCUAUGUCCGCCGCCAUGACAAUCCAAGGCUACCCCGAGAUGCCCAACAUGGGAGGCAUGCCUCACAUGCACAUGCAACAGAUGCCUCAACAACCCCCGCCUCCUCCCCAGCAGCCCAUCAAGGCUUAUCCUUGCAGUACCUGUGGCAAGGGAUUCGCUCGAAGAAGUGAUCUUGCUCGCCAUGAGCGCAUUCACAGCGGAGUUCGACCCCAUGUUUGCGACUGGCCCCAAUGUGGAAAGCAAUUUAUUCAAAGAUCUGCCUUGACUGUGCAUCAGCGCGUGCAUACUGGAGAGAAGCCUCACCACUGCGAGACUUGCGCAAAGCCCUUCAGCGAUAGCAGCUCUCUUGCCCGACACCGCAGGACGCAUUCUGGGAAGCGUCCCUACAAAUGCCCCUACGCUGAUUGUCAGAAGACAUUCACUCGCCGCACCACCCUCACCCGUCAUCAGAACCACCACAGCGGUACUAUCGAGGAGGCUGCCGCCGCGACCGCUGCUGCUCUUGCUGCGUCAAAGUCCAAGGGCUUGUCACAGGCUCGGUCUGAAAGCGACCACAUGUCUAACCACGGCUCGCCCUUGACGACUCCUUCUCCUAGUCAGCGAACCAUGUCUAUGUCGCCCAGUGUCGAUCUGUCUGGUAACAACAGCAUUCCUCGUCACCCUGGUGACUUCCAGUACCUGUCACAGAAUGGUUCUCUGCCCAUGCACAUGCGCGUUGGCAGCCCUACCUCCACCUCAUCUGGCGGUUACAAUAUGAUGCGACCUACCUCGCAUCCCACUAGCUAUGGUCCUCCUCCUACUCUGGAGCCUAACCUGGAUAACAGCCAGGGUACGCCCAGCAGCAAUGGUGGAAGCCCUCACAUGGCCAACGUUGGCUGGCAGUCUCCCUCGCACAUGGCCUCGCCCUCGCAGAACAACGCCAGCUAUGUUUAUCCUGACCCUGCGGAUGCGUAUCCUGCCAACCAAGCCAUGAACCAAAUGUAUUACAGUGCCGCUACGCACAUGCGCCGACCCCAGAGCACUGAACCUGGACUGGUACACAUGGCUUAGUCAGACCUAUUGCCAGAUUCCAACGCUUGAGCAAUGCUCAAGGUCGUCCUUCUUAUGAUGAUCUGGAGUGAGCACACCGAUACCCUGUAUUAUUGAAGCUGUGCCCGACUCGGGCACAAAGAUUACGGCGGCGUUAAUUCCUUCUGGACUGGAUUCCCAUACUCAUACCCCUUCACCUAAGCUUGCCACAGCUGACGACAAGUUGUGCGCAUGUCUUAGUCUAAUAUCAAUCCCCCCACAACACACUUCACUCUACCGUCUAAUGGGCGGGCUUGCUCCUAGAUGGAGCAUGCUUUGAACGUUGAUUUCUGCACUGUUUCGUGGUUUUCAUGUUUUAUCGAUUCCCCAUCUCUCGUACAUUAUGGAUGCUUUUUUAUUUCCUUUGUUCUAGUAUCAAAUAGACUGGCGGAUGGCAAUGUGAUGAACGACGGACAGGACAUUGCAUUUGUCUGCAUAACGCAAACAUAGGAAGGGAGUUACACUGGAACAUUUGCUUGCUUUUUUCUUUUCUUCUGAGCGUAUCAGAGACAAAGACAGCAGGCAUUAUGGGAAGCACAAGACGCUGGCAUGUUUGUGUAUUAUUAUGUAGACUUGGACUUGAGGACUGGGAACCGACAUAGACUUGCUAUUUGAUGCGAUGAAUAUAUUACUACACUCAACAAAAAACGAAUAUCAGCUUGCUUAUGACUAGGUAGUUUAUGCUGUGACACACAUACCUACACUUGCUCCA
Messenger RNA from Fusarium odoratissimum NRRL 54006, 2915 nucleotides. RefSeq lists its product as uncharacterized. The transcript is spliced from 4 exons. Gene Ontology annotation, biological process: regulation of transcription by RNA polymerase II. The coding region runs from base 875 to 2185 and encodes 436 amino acids. The record is from RefSeq and is a predicted model, not a curated record. Gene Ontology annotation, cellular component: PcG protein complex; transcription regulator complex. NCBI's taxonomy places the organism in Eukaryota, Fungi, Ascomycota, Sordariomycetes, Hypocreales, Nectriaceae. Gene Ontology annotation, molecular function: RNA polymerase II cis-regulatory region sequence-specific DNA binding; DNA-binding transcription factor activity, RNA polymerase II-specific.